This is a messenger RNA of Ipomoea triloba (trilobed morning glory), 3460 nucleotides long. Its product is annotated as TMV resistance protein N-like. The transcript has 5 exons. The coding region runs from base 188 to 1828 and encodes 546 amino acids. Gene Ontology annotation, biological process: signal transduction; defense response. Gene Ontology annotation, molecular function: ADP binding. Lineage: Eukaryota; Viridiplantae; Streptophyta; Magnoliopsida; Solanales; Convolvulaceae. The record is from RefSeq and is a predicted model, not a curated record.
UAACUUAUCUUCUUUCCUCAGGUCAUUCCCCUUUCCCUUUGAGCUUUCUUUCAUACUUUUACCUAUUAUUCUCUCUAUAUAAAUUCCAUCUGAUCUGCGAUCUGUUCAUUCCCAACACAAAGUAGCCUCUUCUUCAAUCUUUUCUAGCUUUCCUGCCUUUUGCUCACUUCAAUUCCUAACUCUGUGUAUGGCCAGCUCUACAAUCAACCUUCAACCUUCCACUUGGGAAUACGAUGUGUUCUUGAGUUUCAGAGGUGAAGAUACGCGCAAAACCUUUACCGGUCAUCUUUAUUCUGCACUAUGUAAUGCAGGUAUUCACACGUUCAGAGACGAAGAGGAGCUAAGAAAGGGCGAAUCUCUAGCGCCUGAACUAACGAGAGCAAUCCAAAAUUCAAGGGUCUCUAUGAUACUUUUCUCGAAAAACUAUGCCUCGUCUAGGUGGUGCCUUGACGAAUUGCUUCAAAUCCUCGAGUGCAGGGAGAAGGGAAAACAGUUAGUCGUCUAUCCUAUUUUUUAUGAUGUUGAGCCUUCUGAAAUGCGUAGUCAAAGUGGGAAUUACAAUAUGGCUUUGGCAAAGCACGAGGAACGUUUUGGGGGAAGCGAUAAGGUAAAAAAAUGGAGAGACGCACUCACUAAAGUUGCAAAUAUGUCGGGAUGGGAUUUGCAAGGUCUCGCCAAUGGGUAUGAAUCAAAGUUCAUUGAUGAAAUUGUUCAAGACGUCCUACCAGUAGUUAGUCGGAUGCCAAUGUUUGUUGCCAAGCAUGUAGUUGGACUUGAAUCUCGAGUUGAUCACGUGCUCCAAAUCAAUUAUGGAGCACAUGACAAUGAUGUACGCAUGAUUGGGAUAUAUAGUAUGGGUGGCAUUGGAAAGAGUACUCUUGCCAAAGCUCUUUAUAACAAAUUGUUUGGUUACUUUGAAAGGAGUUGUUUUCUUGAGAUAAGUUCGGAAAUUUUAGAGACUAAAAAGUUACAAGAAGAACUUCUUAGUAAGCUUCUUAAAAGGAAGAUUGAAGUUGGCAGUGAAGAUGAAGGGAAAAUGUUGAUCAAGAAUUGGCUUCAAGCAAAAAAAUGUCUCGUUGUCCUCGAUAAUUUAGAGCUUAGAAACCAAUUUGAAGCAUUAUGUGGAGAACGAGAUUGGUUUGGUAAAGGCAGUACGCUUAUUUUAACAACUAGAGAUGCACAUGUGUUGAAAGAAUUGAAUGAGGGUGAAUGUUAUGAAGCCAAGGAAUUGGUUCAUGAGGAGUCUUUGCAACUCUUUACCCUACAUGCAUUUAGGAAGCCAACAUUACCAAAAGAAGAUUAUGCUGAGGUUUUAGAUGGCAUAGUGGCUUAUUGUGAGGGACUUCCAUUAGCUCUUAAAGUGUUAGGGAGUUAUUUAUCUGACAAAUUUAUGGAGGAAUGGAUUAGUGCCUUUGAAAAAUUGAGAAAAAUUCCUCAUAAUGAUGUUCAAGCUAAACUUAAAAUUAGCUAUGAAGGACUUCCAGAUGAUCAUAUCAAAUCUCUUUUUCUUGAUCUUGUUUGUUUCUCUGGUGGAAUUUCCGAGGAGACUAUUAAUGCCAUGGGAUAUUUCUCAACCAUUGAGAUUCGAAACUUAGUUGACAAAUGCUUGAUAAAUUACUCAUCAUGGUCCCACUGGAUUAGUAUGCAUAGCUUAAUUCGAGAGAUGGGAAGAGAAAUUAUUCGUUUAGAGUCUCCCAACAAGUCAGGUGAACGCAGCCGAUUGUGGUGCCCUAAUGAUAUCCAUGAUGUUCUUAUAGAACAAAAGGGUACGGAAAAGCCCCCACUGAGACUCGAACCCACCACCUCCUGUAUAAAGGGAAGGGUUUGAUGCCACUGGACUACAAGGUCCUUGGCCCAUGCAAGUCACUUAAAUGCUUGCAAUGGAAUUACUGUCCUUUGAAAUAUAUCCCAUCGGGUUAUGUUUUUGAGAAGCUCGUGAAGCUGGUAAUGCGGAGGAGCAACAUUAAAGAAUUUGGAGCCCCACUAAAGUAUUUUCAGUGUCUUGAGUCUUUGGAUCUUGGAGAGUGUGAAUAUCUCACGAGGACUCCGGACUUUAGCGGUGCAAAAAAUCUUGGUACGCUAAAAUUUGUGGGAUGCUCAAGUUUGGAGAAGGUGCACUCUUCCAUUGGAGACCUGAGGAUGCUAGUUGAAUUAAAUUUGGGGGGAUGUACAAGGCUGAAGAAACUUCCAAGGAAGUUUUGGCAUUGGCAGUUGAGAUCAGUAGAAGAUCCAUCAUCAUCAGUGCGCUAUUCCUCAAAAAUAAAGGAACUGGGUGAAAAUUUCGGGAUCUUAACCUCACUACGAAAGUUGGAUCUAAGUUUUACCAAUAUUCACAUCCUGCCCUCCAACACCCCUCAUUUGUUAAAGCCUCCUAAAUCAAUCCCAAAUUUCAUGAGGAGUUUCUUCCGGAAUUACCACCUCAAACUAAUCCAACAAUUUCCUCCUAAUCUUGAGGUUAUUAAUUUACAGAACUGCAAAAACCUAGAAGUAGUCUCAGCAACACUUCCUACUUGCCUUAAGUGGAUUGAUUUAUAUGCCUGCACAAACCUAAAAAUGCUGCCUGAACUUCCUCACACUAUUGCGCAUAUUUGGUUAAUAGACUGCAAAAACCUAAAGAUGCUCUCACAACUUCCUCAAACUCUCCUAUCCCUUUAUGCUAUCAAUUGUGAGUGGCUGGAAACAGUACACUUACCAAAUAUGUUGAAAUUUGUGAAUCUCACUAAUUGCAAAAAAUUAAAGGAGAUUCAAGGCUGGGAGAAUGCUCAAUUUUUAAGGGAAAUCAAAUUAAUAGGUGUUCCCUGUAUCAACUUUUCAGAAAACAUAAAUCAAAUUUUAAAAGUUUCCAAGUUGGAUUCCAAUAUUAAAUUUGAAGGAAGUCUUCCAAAUAAUGAAACUUUGAGUUGGCUUAUGUUUGAGGAAAAUGGAUCAUCAUCAUCAUCAAUAUCUUUCCCAUGGCCGCGAUUAAUAUCUAAUUUGGAAUUCCUUGGAAUUUGUAUUUGGGUGGUGUCCAAACUCUGUCCAUCUCAUGAUACUUAUUACAGUAGCGGAAUUGAAAAAGAUGGCUUCACAGUCUACAAAAAGCUCACAUUAAAUGAAGUCGAAUUGAAAAGGAUGGUUUCAAAUGUAGAGUUCAUUCUACCGGGUUCUUUUAAAGUUAUAAAAACUGGAGAAGUCAUUAAAUUAACUCUUAAAUUUAAAUUUGAAAAAGGUAUAGCGAUGAAAAUAAGUGUUGAAGCAUUGUAUAGAGAUAGAGAAGAUGACUCCCUACAAUUUUUAUGUCUUGCUAAAUUUGACUUCAACACACAAGAAAAAGAAGAAGAACAAAAGGACUUUUGAAGCCGACCUAGCUAAUAUGUGACCCAUAAAUAUUCUUUCUGCAUAAUUUUUUUUUGUUAAUAUUAUUUUGUAUUCUAUAACUUCUUUUGUGCUUAAUAAUUAAUAGCAUUAUAUUUUGUACUUA